CGCCCGAGCGUGCUCCUCGCGGAGGGUGAUUGGCUCAGGCAGCUUUUAAACCACCUAUAUGCUAAGAAGCCUUGUGCUGCCAGUUCCUGAGGGGUCCUGGCUGGGAGAAAUUAAAGCCGAACCUUAGCCCUCUGUCAGGCGGCGUGGAGAAUUAUAUUUUGGAAGUAGUCUGCAGCGCGGACAGGAAAUGACCCCUCCAGAAACUGCUGCUUUAAACCCGAGCGGCGGUGCCUGAAGCUAUCCAGCCUCCCGCUCCCUCCGUGGAGCCUGUGCGCUCCCGCUCCCGCUGCCGCUCCCCCCCCGCUCCCGCUAUAGAGGGCUCCCACAGCAGUUCCCAGCCAGUGCGUGCAGCCUGGAUGGGUGUGUGUGUGUGCGCGCCGCUACUUUGUACUGUGAAGAACACACAGCCCAUGUGCUCUGUAUGGAUGUUGAUGAUACUCUGUGUAGCUUGAAUCUCUGCAAGCAGGCAAGAUGUCCAGCACACCACAUGACCCUUUCUAUUCUUCUCCUUUUGGCCCAUUUUAUAGGAGACACACACCAUACAUGGUGCAACCAGAGUACCGAAUAUAUGAAAUGAACAAGAGGCUGCAGUCGCGGACGGAGGAUAGUGACAACCUCUGGUGGGAUGCCUUUGCAACUGAAUUUUUUGAAGAUGAUGCAACUUUAACCCUUUCAUUUUGUUUGGAAGAUGGACCAAAGCGAUACAUUGGCAAGGAACUGGAACUGGAGAACAUCUCAGCCGGUACUUUGAGUCGCAGACAAAUCCCACUGCCUGCUAGGAGAGUCAGGACAAUUGGAAGGACCCUCAUUCCUCGUUAUUUUAGCACUGUCUUUGAAGGAGGUGUAACAGACCUGUAUUACAUUCUCAAGCACUCAAAAGAGUCAUACCACAACUCAUCCAUCACAGUGGACUGUGAUCAAUGCACCAUGGUCACUCAGCAUGGAAAACCCAUGUUUACCAAGGUAUGCACAGAAGGACGUCUUAUCUUGGAGUUUACUUUUGAUGAUCUUAUGAGAAUAAAAACAUGGCACUUUACUAUUAGACAGUACAGAGAAUUAGUCCCACGCAGCAUUCUAGCCAUGCAUGCACAAGACCCUCAGGUGCUGGAGCAGCUGUCCAAAAACAUCACUCGGAUGGGUCUGACAAACUUCACCCUCAACUACCUCAGGUUGUGUGUAAUACUGGAGCCAAUGCAGGAACUGAUGUCAAGACAUAAAACUUACAAUCUAAGUCCUCGAGACUGCUUGAAGACUUGCUUGUUUCAAAAAUGGCAGAGAAUGGUGGCCCCACCAGAACCCACAAGACAACCGACAACCAAACGGAGAAAAAGGAAAAACUCUACCAGCAGCACUUCCAACAGCAGUGCUGGGAACAAUGCAAAUAGUACCAACAGCAAGAAAAAGUCAGCUGCUGCAAACCUGAGUCUAUCAAGUCAGGUACCUGAUGUGAUGGUGGUAGGAGAACCAACUCUGAUGGGAGGCGAAUUUGGGGAUGAAGACGAAAGGCUUAUCACUAGAUUAGAGAAUACACAGUAUGAUGCAGCAAAUGGCAUGGAUGAUGAAGAAGAUUUCAACAAUUCACCUGCACUGGGAAAUAACAGCCCGUGGAACAGCAAACCUCCUGCUAACCAGGAGACUAAAUCUGAAAACCCCACACCACAAGCUUCCCAAUAGGUUAUUCUGGAGCAGUACCCACCGCAAUGUAUGUCAGUGGGUUAUUAAUUACACUUUCACACCAUCCUUCAAAACAAAAUUUAGAAAAAACACCUUUCAACAGAUACAGUAUCUAUUUCUAAACUAAAGCUAUCUGAUUUUUUUUAAGUAGGGAAAACUCUUGUAUAAGCUUCCAUAUACAUUUCUUGGAAGCAUUCACAUACAUGAUACUGGCACUGACCUCAAUUAAAAUAAUUGAAAAUUAAAUAGCAUCUCAUGGCAAAUUUAUGACAAUGCAUUUUAUUGGAAGGGGUUGGUUUUUUCCUCAUCAAACAAUGGCCAUAUUUUAACAAGUCAUCAGUGCUCAGGAUCUCAUUAACGUAACUAUGUAAAACUUUUUACAAUUGUAAUAUAUUUUCUGCUUUUCAACUUGCACCUGAAAUUUCUUGUUUCAGAAAAAGAUCAGCUUUUAAGGAAAAGUAAUUUAAAGUAACUUUUGUUCUUUCUUUAACUUUUUUUUUAUUGGUUAAUCAUUUAAAGGAUCCAGUAUUUUUAAUUUACAUUUAGCUGAUGCCAGUAGAUACUCUUUCCAUCAUUUAAUAAAAAUACUGAAACAAGAAAUGUCUUUUUUUCAUCAAAGACAUGAGAAAUAUUUUUAUGUGGAAAAAGACACCCAGUCCUAUGAGAGUUUACGCUUUGUAAAAUUGCUGUUGAUCCAGAUAUUUUAAAGCCAUGUAAUCCAUUAACUUUGUGGGCAGCUUAAUAAAUCUAAAACUUUUGUGCUUUUAUUAUUGUAUCUGAGUUGACUUUGUUGUUAUUUCUUUUCAUAGUAUAUUUCUUGUAUAAUAUUUUUGUAAAGCCCUCAAACCAUUUUUUGUUUUACUUUUUUUUUUUCUUAUUCCGGUGUAUUUAUGUGAAACUUUAUAAAAGAAACUAAUUUUUUCAUUUACAUAUUAAUAUGUUCAACUCAUCAUGUAAAGACACAGUGAGUCAGUGUGUUAUAUAAUACGACUGUAUUUUAUGUAUGCUUUGCCAAUAAGUGUGCCAAUAAACUGUGUUAACAAAUAUGCUCUUA
Messenger RNA from Falco peregrinus (peregrine falcon), 2728 nucleotides. RefSeq names its product LIM domain binding 2 (gene LDB2). The record is from RefSeq and is a predicted model, not a curated record. The coding region runs from base 472 to 1674 and encodes 400 amino acids. Gene Ontology annotation, molecular function: LIM domain binding. The transcript is spliced from 9 exons. Gene Ontology annotation, cellular component: transcription regulator complex; nucleus. Gene Ontology annotation, biological process: negative regulation of transcription by RNA polymerase II; nervous system development; positive regulation of transcription by RNA polymerase II. NCBI's taxonomy places the organism in Eukaryota, Metazoa, Chordata, Aves, Falconiformes, Falconidae.